AUGUCUUGGGCAGGAUUUAAGAAGAAUGUCAACCGCGCGACCACGCAGGUUAUGAUGAAGACCGGUCAUGUGGAGAGAACCAAUGACCGGGAUUAUGAAAUUGAGGAACGUCGCUACCGGACCAUGGAAGCGGCCUCCAAUCGGCUGCAGAAAGAAGCAAAGGGAUACCUGGACUCUCUGCGAGCCAUGACUGCGUCGCAGAUGCGCAUUGCAGAGACCAUCGAUGCCUUCUACGGUGACGCUGGUACCACGGAUGGCGUGAGCCGAAGCUACAAGCAAGCUGUGGAGGAUCUUGAUGCCGAGACCAUCAAGGCCCUGGAUGGUCCAUACCGAGCCACCGUCCUCGACCCUAUUUCCCGCUUCUGCGCCUAUUUCCCCGACGUCAACGAAUGCAUCAAGAAGCGCAACCACAAACUUCUCGAUUAUGACUCUAUGCGCGCCAAGGUCAAGAAGCUGGUCGAGAAGCCUGAUAAGGACGCUACCAAGCUGCCGCGUACUGAGCGUGAGACCGAAAUCGCUAAGCAGGCUUACGAGCAGCUGAACGAGCAGCUUUUCACUGAGCUGCCUCAGCUCAUCGAUCUCCGUGUUCCUUACCUGGAUCCUAGCUUCGAGGCUCUCGUUAAGAUUCAGCUGCGCUUCUGCGCUGAAGCCUACUCCCGCAUGGCACAGGUCCAGCAGUACCUGGAUGCCGAGACUCGUGACCAAUAUGCCCGUGGUGAUCUUGAUAAUCGGGUUGAGGAGGUGUUACAGGAGAUUCGGGAUCUCAGCAUUGCUGGCACUGUCUAG
Messenger RNA from Penicillium verhagenii, 786 nucleotides. Its product is annotated as amphiphysin-like protein RVS161. Gene Ontology annotation, molecular function: protein binding; lipid binding. The transcript has 5 exons. The coding region runs from base 1 to 786 and encodes 261 amino acids. Gene Ontology annotation, cellular component: mating projection tip; Rvs161p-Rvs167p complex; actin cortical patch. NCBI's taxonomy places the organism in Eukaryota, Fungi, Ascomycota, Eurotiomycetes, Eurotiales, Aspergillaceae. Gene Ontology annotation, biological process: actin filament organization; actin cortical patch localization; plasma membrane tubulation. The record is from RefSeq and is a predicted model, not a curated record.